Messenger RNA from Oncorhynchus mykiss (rainbow trout), 2581 nucleotides. RefSeq lists its product as uncharacterized. Lineage: Eukaryota; Metazoa; Chordata; Actinopteri; Salmoniformes; Salmonidae. The record is from RefSeq and is a predicted model, not a curated record.
UGCAGGCAGCAGACUCUUUCGGUAGAAGCUGCAUGGAUGUGGCGUGUUUUAGCUGUCCGGGCAACAACAGACAGUAUGAAAAAUUGUAUGCGUAGACUUGACAGAAAGUAGCAAAAUAUACAUGUAGAUUUUUUUGCACACAUAUUCAGUAAAAAUGUGCGAUUACAUAAAAAGUUUGAUUGCAUCAUUUCUUCACAUUUUGUAUUAAUUUAUUUGCCAAGUAUGUUAUUUAUUCGAUGACAUCCACAAAUUUAAUUGUGAGAGCCUAUAAUUUAAUUUGCCUCCAAAAUGCAGGUUUGGAGCGAAAUGCAAUAAUAAAUAGUCAAGAUAGCAGAGUAGGCUCUUUCAACAAUGAGACCAGCGUUGAGGAAGGUGGUCUUGAUCGCACUGUUGGGCCGGGACCAGCCCCGCCGAAAGCGCAGGUCUGUGUGGGUCCCCAGAUGGUUAAAGUCCCGAAAGCAGGCAGGGGAGUUCCACCGUCUAAUUCAAGAGCUUCGACUGUUUGGAGAGGAAUUCCGAAGUUACUUUCAUCUGGACCGAAGCCAGUUCGAUCACCUGCUCCAGAUGGUUGGAGCCAGGAUCACCCGGAUGAAUAACAACUACCGGGAGUCGAUCAGCCCAGUUGAACGCCUGGCGAUUUGUCUCCGAUUCUUGGCGACAGGGGACUCCUACAGGACCAUAGGAUUCAGCUUCCGAGUUGGAUGGUCCACGGUGGCAGGCAUUGUCCCAUCUGUGGCACAAGCCAUUUGGGACUGUCUGGUUGGUGAAAACAUGCCUGUCCCCAAGGAGGAAGACUGGAGGGCCAUCGCUGCUGAGUUCCUGGAGAGGAAUUUCCCCAACUGUCUUGGCUCCAUUGACGGGAAACAUGUAGUAAUCCAGGCUCCACCGUGCUCAGGUUCGCAAUUCUACAACUACAAGGGUACAUAUUCAGUUGUACUCUUGGCUGUAGUCGAUGCCAUCUACUGUUUCCGUGUUGUCGAUGUUGAUGCUUACGGCAAGGGAAGUGAUGGCGUGACCCUCCGAGACUCUGCCUUCGGCCAGGCACUUCAGGAUGGCACCCUGGAUAUUCCACCACCUGCAUCACUCCCUGGGGCUGAAGACCUGGGACCUGUUCCCCACGUCUUCGUCGGCGAUGAGGCCUUCCCUUUAAGACUCAUGAGGCCCUAUGCUGGACGCCAGCUGCCAUUGCCAAAGCCUGUAAGGAUCUUUAACAAACGACUGUCCAGGGCAAGGUUAGUUGUUGAAUGCACCUUUGGGAUUCUGGCAGCCCGGUGGAGAAUGUAUUGGAGAGUGCUUGGUCUCAGCCCCUCAAAUGUCGAUGCCUGCGUGAAGGCCACACGUGUUCUCCACAACUACCUGCGGAGGUCAUUCCAGGAGCCGCUCCGGAUGGAGAUGGGCACGCCAAAUGGUCACCUUCCCGAUGUCACCAGGGCAGGUGCCAACAACGCCCCCAGACAGGCACUCCAGGUGAGGGAGAAGCUGACCACCUACUUCUCAUCGCCAGCAGGUGAAGUCCCAUGGCAGUAUGCCGUGGAGUGAAACGGCUCUUCUAAGAGCCCCAUAACACAAAGGUUAUUUUAAGAACCAUCCACCGUUGUCCAUAAAAUUGCAUUUUUCAAUUUGGGAGUAAAGACCACACCUUAACCCCUUCCCUCUCCCACUAACGUCAGUAUUAUACACACCUGGCAUGGUACAUCAGGUGAGCGGGAGCACUAAUUAAGGUUAUACGACAUACAGUUAGUAUGAUAACAAAGGGAAAGGGUAACCUAGGGUCCAUACAAACAGUACAGUUUACCACCAUGUUCACUGGCCUGACAAAAUACAGGUGGAAAAAAAACGAAUUAGGAAGAGAAUGUGUUUUUACUUUCAUCUUGUUUUAGAUCAGCAAAGGUGUAGGGAAGAAAUAAGAGUCUAAUAAUUAAGUCUAAAUUAGAUAUUAAUAAACAACUGAAACAACUGACUAUGAAAACAUAAUUUAAUAAGUAUUCAAGUACAGGAAAGAACAUGACAGGUAUGUGAGUUGUAAAAAUGUUUAAAAAAAAUAAAACUAUUGAAAGAGGUGUGUGCGUUUUUUUUGUUUUGUUAAAUGAAUGUGUAGCCUGUAAUCUGUAAGAGAACAGCAAGAGCAUGUAUUUUUGGCACAACUGCAGACCGAUACAGGGACUACUCAUAAAGCCUAGAUGUAGUAGGGGAACUUCAGACAUGGCCAUAAAGAGAGAGAGGGCAGGGCACUGGAGAUCUGAGGUACGAAGAGGUGUGUGUGUGUGUCUCUGUCUCUGAGAAAAAGGGAAUAGGUCUUGAGGUUUUAGAUUUCAAUACUCUAAAUAAUACUUUUAAAAUAAACUGGAUUCUGAAGUAUGGGGAACAGUAUUUGGAAUGUCUUCCCUAAGUAUUUAUUUGACUCUGUUGGUGGUUAAGAAUUUUUUUGCUUCAAUGUAAUUUUGAUAUUGAUAAAAUCCCAAUAAAGUUGGCCAAAUUCCAUAAGCAGGCAAUUUUAGCUUGGAUGUUAGUGUAUAAACACGAUUUUCGCCCUCACAGAUACGUUUUAUGGAACAACAAAGAUAUACCAUUUGUAUACUUA